This is a messenger RNA of Daktulosphaira vitifoliae (grape phylloxera), 1104 nucleotides long. Its product is annotated as protein mago nashi homolog. Gene Ontology annotation, biological process: RNA splicing. The transcript has 2 exons. The record is from RefSeq and is a predicted model, not a curated record. Bases 112 to 555 code for a protein of 147 amino acids. Gene Ontology annotation, cellular component: exon-exon junction complex; nucleus; catalytic step 2 spliceosome. NCBI's taxonomy places the organism in Eukaryota, Metazoa, Arthropoda, Insecta, Hemiptera, Phylloxeridae.
CUUAUUAUUUUUAACAUUAUUUAUGUUAUUAUAAUGCUUAAAUUGUAAUAUUUUCGUUUAAAAUUUCUUGAGUAUUCAAUUUUUUAAUUAAUUUUUCACAACAAAAUAAGUAUGUCUGGUGAAUUUUAUCUGCGUUAUUACAUUGGUCAUAAAGGAAAAUUUGGUCAUGAAUUUUUAGAAUUUGAAUUCCGACCUGAUGGAAAACUUCGUUAUGCUAAUAACUCAAAUUAUAAAAAUGAUACCAUGAUCCGUAAGGAAGUUUUUGUUCAUCAACCUGUUAUUGAAGAACUUAAGCGUAUUGUAUCAGACUCUGAAAUAAUGCAUGAAGAUGAUGCUUUAUGGCCACCUCCAGAUCGAGUAGGCAGACAAGAAUUGGAAAUUGUGAUUGAUGAUGAACACAUUUCAUUUACUACAUCUAAAACUGGUUCUUUAUUAGAUGUGAAUACGUCAAAGGAUCCAGAAGGACUAAGAACAUUUUAUUAUCUUGUUCAAGAUCUAAAAUGUUUUGUUUUUUCCUUAAUAUCAUUACAUUUUAAGAUAAAACCAAUAUCAUAAUUAGUUUAUUUUAAAUUUAAUGUAAAUAAAUAUGCAUUUUGGUUUAAAAUUAUUAAUAUCAGAAAAAAUGACAUUAAUAAAUUAUAAAAAAUUUAUCCAAUGUAAACAGUUUUUAUAUUAAACAAUUUUAAAAUUAAAGUUAUGAAUAGAAUUAUUUUCUAUAAAAAUUAAACAAAUUUGAAUUAAUAUUUUUUAUGACCUUAAGAAUAAGUUUUUUACAAUUAUCAGUGUGUAGUUUUUAAAUUAUUUUAAAAAUUCCUAAAGAAACAAAUUUACUAUAAACAAUAAUACUUAAAAAUAAAUUAGUUUGAUCUUUAAGUUUUAGUACAUUGAAAUGAUUUUCAUUUAUAUUGAAUGUUUAUAGAAGAAUUAACUUUUUAUUAUACGGUAUUUGUAUGGAAAAAUAUAAAUGAUAAUUUUAGUACUUCCUAUAAAAUAUUAGAAUUUAAUUUUACAUGUUAAACCAUAUAUAUUACUUUGUUUUACACUUAUAAUAAUAUAAAUUUUAAUUUGUUUUGUACAAAAUGUCCAUGUAUAAGUUUGAAAAAA